GUGUGUCAACCACGGCGUGUGGGGCAGGAUGCUUCCAUUGCCUUGCACUGAGAGUGAUGGGCUUCAAGGCUUUAGUGGCGUUUAGUCAAUGGUGUUAUUACAUGUAUCAGAGAAGAUUAAGUAAAGGAAACGCCACACUGACCCCAGCACCAACGCCUCCAGCCUCCCUGUGUGUGUGUGUGUGUGUGUGGUGGCCGGGCCGGGCUGCCUCCCAUCACAGGUGUGCGUGAGUCACGGGACGCGGCGGCCACAGGUAAACACAACACACGCAACACACGGCGUGGACUGAGGGUUAAUAAAAGACUGAAGGUUGAUAAAAUACAUAUGAUAAUACAAAACGGGUGAAGGUUACUACAGAAUACAUACAAAUGAAGAUGCAAGGUUCAUGAGGCACCACCACCACCACCACCAUGGACGCCGCCCCGACAAGAGAGAAGGAGAAGGAAGACUCGCCUCCUCAAAAUUCAGAGUGUGAUGAGACAGAGCCAGACGGGGACAGUGUGUGGAGCAGCAGGUCGGUGAGUGCCAGCGACGGCGGCACAGACAACACCUCCUCUGUGGGCUCGCCUCUCCGUGACCUGCCAACCGUGCGGGCCAAGGAGGAGGGAGACAAUGAGAUCCACAAGCUCAUCCUGGCUGCUGAGGCUUUGGUGCUGGAGCGUGCCAGGCUCAAGAUAACAAGCAACCCCCUGCCCCGAGGCUCCAUGGAGACCCUCAUGAGUAACAGCACUGAUGUCGCCUCCAACACCUCAGUGGCAGGCAGGACGCAUGGUGCUGCCCUCCCCGAUAACAGGUGUGGUGCAUCAAACUCAGGGUACUUCACCGACACAGAGAACACCGGACAAGCGUCGUAUAUGUCCUCAUCACUGUCAGCGGAAAAGUCUAUGAACCUGGAUGUUUACGGUGAAAAAGACCAACAUUCCGUCCAGUCCAGGGAGAGUUUGUCGAGCACUGGAUGUGACUCCCUCAUCCUGUCCAAGGUGUCUGAUUCAUCUCUCAAAGGCCAUGGUCACCUCCAGCCUGAGAAUGUUGUGCCAGCCGAGAACACGCCAACCGGCAUCCCUAGACUGUCCCUGGAGCCGCUGAGAGACCUGGAGUGUGGAAGGGCGACGGGGGUGUCUGAGGAGAGGGUCGCCAUCAACAAAGUGGAGAAGGAAGCCUGCAACUCUAGCAUCCGAGGGUCGUCUGGAGGCACCGUUCGCCCCCAGAAGGAACCACAGAUCACAGUCUCAGGGGAAGAUCACUUUAAUGGGACACUUUUUGCAGGCAGGGCAGGCGGCCAGGCUGCCUCAGUGAUGGUGCAUGAGGAGGGCAGCUGCCUGCUGAACCUGGCCCUGAGUGCCACCAGCAGCCUCAAGAGGCUCACAAGGUUGAUGCGACAGGUGGGGGCACUGCAGCUUGGUCCAGACACCCCACGGGUGGGUGAGAGUGUGGUGCAGGAGCUGGAGCAGCACGAGGCACACCAGCAGGGCUUGGAGACCAGACUCACCGCUGCUGCCACUCGGCUGCAGACAGCUGUGGCUCAGGUGCGAGGGCUGGAGGGGCUGCAGCAGGAGCACCAGCGUGAAGCAUCAGUCAUGCACCGCAGCGCCUUGGCUCUGCUGGAGCAGGUGGAGGCCGGCCUGGAGUCCUGUAACUUGGGGCACAUGCUGGCCGUCACCUCCCCAAGAAGGCGGUGCCCUGCACGAGUGAUGGAGGACAUAGGGUCAGCAGUGGCCCUGCUGGUGGGGGAGCUGAGCAGGAAGACCCAGCGCAUCACCAGGGCCGAGGCAGAAACUGGCCACCUGAGGACGGAGCUGCAGGCUGUGCGGGAGGACCUGACACACCGAGACUCAAGGGCAAGGCUGAGUGAGGCAGACGCCUGGCAGGUGAGGCAGCAGAGUGAGGAGGACCUGACCUCCCUCAGGCAGUGCCUGGCCCAGGCAGAAAGCAACCUCUCGGAAGCACAAAUGGAAAAUGCCAGACUCAGUGAAGAGAACAAGAGGCAGACAAAUGACAGCACUGCUGCCCUCGCUGCCUUGCAGAAGAAGCUGUGUGCGGUGCAGCACAAGGCGGAGACAAGGGUGAGCGAGCUGGAGCGCGACCUUCAUCUGAGCACCAAGGAGAAGCAGCGUUUGGAGACCACCGUGGGGGAGGUGAAGGACCAGCUCACCCUCAGGACACAGCAGGUGCACGUGGUGGAGGAGGAGAACAGUCUGCUGAUAGAGAGCCUAAGGACAGCCCUGAAGCAGCAGCAGGCGGAGGUGGAGCAGCUGCGGCAAAAUCUGGAGACAACCAACACAGACAAGACUCAGCUGUCCCACUCCCUUACCGAGCUGAAGCAGGAGACAGCAGUUAAAGAGGAGGAGCUGCAAGAGGUGAGGGAGAAGGCUGCACUGCUGAAGAGGAGAGUCACAGAGCUGGAGGAGGAGCAAAGAGAGACCCAGAACACGCUGCAAGGCAAGGUUGACAGCCUCUCCUCGGAGCGGAGUGACCUUGAGACCAAAGUGAGGGCUCAGGAGCUGGCUAUGCUCCAGCUGCGCACAGAGCUGGAGAUGGAGAAGGUGCAGACCAGAGCACUCACAGAGGAGGCAGCUGCAGCGGGGAAGAAGGCCAAAGACCUACAGGAGCGUCUCUGGACACAGGCACGGCGGCUACGGAACAGCAGCGGCAGCAGCAUUGCCACUACUGAUCUAGGUCAUCGUGAGCAACAACAGCAGCUAGGAACAAGUGUCACCUCAGCAUACAGCAGCUGCACCAGUCUUUCUCACCCCCCUGCCACACCAAAGGUUGCUAACAUUGACAAGGACAGCCUGGCCAGGGAGGAGCGGCUUCAGUCCCUGCUGCGGGAGAAGGACGUGGAGAUGCGCAGCCUUCACCACAGCCUGUCCUCACAGAUCACCAACAAAAACCAAGAGCUGGAGAUGCUGACCAACAAGCUGACUGGCCUUGAGGAGCAGCUGUGCACACUGGUGAAGGGCCUGGAGGCAAGUGCAGCCAUCGGGGACAUCACCUCUGAGGUCGGCCAUCUGCUGCAGGAGAGGACGCAACACCUUGACACCCUGCAGCAGUCCUCCCACUGGCUACAGGAAGAACUGUCCUCCCUGGCGAUGGAAAACCAGACGCUGAGCACUGAGCUGAUGGCGUCCAGGAGGAGUGAGAAGGACCAUUUCGGGGAUGCCCAGCGGAGCGUGAGGCAGGCCAGGCAGGAGGCAAGGGAGGAGAGGGUGGCCAGCGCUCGUCUACGUGAGGAGUGUUCCAGCCUACAGGCCCAGCUAGACUUGGCACAAUACUCACUGCAGCAGGAGAGGCAGGAAAGGAGGAUGACUGCGAUGGUGAAUGGUGUGAAGCACCAAGAGUUCAGCAGCCUGUUGGAGAGUGCCUCGGCUGCCCUCAGCGACUACAAGCCUUGAGGCAGCACCCCAGCGCCGCACUCACCUCACACUGCCACGGAAUCAACUGCCCUGAAUCAAGUGCCACACCAAAAGCCACACCAAAAGCCACACUAAGCCAAGGAAAUCCUGUAAUCUCUUUGUAACAGAUUCGGUGUCAUACGUCUAUAUUUCACACCUCAGAGUUUUGUAUACCACCUAUUUUUGUACAGUUUUAUACCUUUUGGAAGCUCUUAUGAAAAAAGUGUAACUGCACACACACACACACACACACACACACACACACACAGUAGAUAUAGAGAUUGGACAGCACGAGAUACACACACACACACACACACACACACACACACACACACACAC
Eriocheir sinensis (Chinese mitten crab) is the source of this 3731-nucleotide messenger RNA. Its product is annotated as centrosome-associated protein CEP250-like. The transcript has 20 exons. Bases 411 to 3392 code for a protein of 993 amino acids. The record is from RefSeq and is a predicted model, not a curated record. Lineage: Eukaryota; Metazoa; Arthropoda; Malacostraca; Decapoda; Varunidae.